CAGGCUGGUGGGGGCUGAACAAUGGUGUCCCUCUAGCCGCCUCCACCUCCCCACACAACCCAACCCGGAUCGGGAGCAACCGAGUCGGGCGGAAAAGCAGAAAGGCAGCGCCGUCACACCGGACCGGACCGGACCGCACCGCAGGCGCUCCUGGGCCGCCGGAGGAGGAUUCGACAAGCGGAGGACGGGGAGGAGGGCAGGACCGACGCACACGGGGGGCUGGCGGCGUUCACCGGAGCAUCAAAACGUUGAGAAUAUCGAGCAAAUGGUUUUCUCACAGCCAUUAAGGCUGUAGUCGACGCGGGUAGUAUUGCCUUCUUCUUGUUGUUAUUAUUAUUAUUAUUAUUAUUCUGCGCGGAAACAUCCAGUUUAAAGGGCAAGAGGAAAGUAUCUCAACCCAAGCAGCGACGGAAAGCCCUGCUUUGUUUUGAACUGAAUGGCUGAAUGAAAGUGAAGUGAAUUGAUCCGAUUUCUAAUCACCGUGCAUUUCAACAGCCCCGCUGCCCUACAGAUUGCGUGUCCCCUUUUUUAUUUAGGAAGUUGUGGUUGUUUGUUCGGUCGAUAUGGGGGCAACGUAAACAUGGAAUGGGUUUUCAAAGCGGGGACGCCGCCAUAAUAUUUAUCUUUUGCCGGAAUCCGGGGAAGCGAAAAUCGACACAAUGUUUCUGGGGCAGCCCGGGCAGAGAUUGAAGGACUCCGGCCCCAGGUCCUAAGGGCGAUCCGACAGCCAGGAGUGGGGGGGGAACAAAAUGAAACUAAAUUAAAGGCGGAGUAGAAACAGAAAUCGGAGGAACUGCUGUCUUACUCGUCGAGAUUAUUUCGGAUGAAACAUUAAAAGCGGCACGAUUCCUCCCCCCAGGUGGUCGGGGUGCUCCAUGCGUGCUGCAAGACAGGCUGGCUUUCAUCGCUUUUUGCGUUCGGCAGAAAAAAAGAGACAGAGGGAGCAACUGGAUUUUCACGUUUUAAUGUGAUCUUUUUUUUGGGGGGGGGGGGAGAAAAUCACUUUCAUUACUGGAGUUACCACGUCGUGUGCAUUGUCUGUGCCUGGAAGACAUUCGUGAAUUGCGGACGGUGUUGGAGUACAUGUACUUGGGAACUUCCUGGAGCGCUUAGACCAUCGCAGUUAACAGCGCAUUUCGUUUUACUCUGAAGUACCAGGGUAUCCGUCGCCUUCUGUCAUGGCCGCGGUGGUCAACUACUCACCUGCCUGGUGGGUCAACCUGCUGCACCGAUUACCUCACUUCAGCCUCCAGUUUGAACAAAUAAGCAGCGAUUUUCGGCCAGAAGACUCUCAAUACCAACAGUCGGUGCUGCUGCUGGGGAGCCUGGCGCUGGCCUGCCUGGCGCUGGACCUGCUCUUCCUGCUCUUCUAUUCCUUCUGGCUGUGCUGCCGCCGCCGGAAGAGCGACGAGCAGGCCAACAACGCCGACUGCUGCUGCACGGCCUGGUGCGUCAUCAUCGCCACCCUCGUCUGCAGUGCCGGCAUUGCUGUGGGUUUCUAUGGGAACGGCGAGACCAGCGAUGGAAUUCACCGGCUCACAUACUCUCUCCGGCACGCUAACCGAACUGUGGCGGGAGUGGAGAGAUUGGUGUCGGACAGCACCACCGCCCUGAACCAGACGGUGGAGGAGGGCCUGCAGGAGCUGGAGAAGCAGUACGCCAAGCACACUGACUACCAGUCCAUUGUGCAGAAGCUGCAGGGCCAGCUGGACGAGCUGGUGCGACAGAUGGUGGAGAUCCCCUUCUGGGGGAACAGCGACGUCUCCCUGGAGGAGCUCUCCGUGAGAACGGAGCUCUACGACUGGUACAGAUGGCUCGGUUAUUUGGGACUACUUCUUUUCGAUGUGCUCAUCUGUCUGCUCGUGCUGUUUGGCCUUAUUCGAAACUCAAAGGGUACUCUUAUUGGCGUCUGUUUGCUAGGUGUGCUGUCGCUCAUUAUCAGCUGGGGAUCCCUGGGCGUGGAGCUCGCGGUUUCUGUGAGUUCAAGUGAUUUCUGCGUAUCUCCAGACAUGUACAUCUCCAAAGUGACUGAAGAGAAUCAAGUGGUCAACAAAGACAUUCUGGAGUAUUACCUGAAAUGCAGCUUGGGGCUGCCAAACCCUUUUCAGCAGAAGCUGUCAGGAAGUCACAAGGCCUUGGUCGAGAUGCAGGACGAUGUGGCAGAGCUGCUUCGCUCAGCAGCUCGUGAAUAUCCACAGACCAAGAGAAAUUUGGAACAAAUCCAAGGGGUGUUGAACUCGACUGAGAUUGGCCUGCACCAGCUUACUGCCCUCGUGGACUGUCGCAGCUUGCACAUGGACUAUGUGCAGGCUCUCACGGGCCUGUGCUACGACGGGGUGGAGGGCCUGAUUUACUUAGUGCUGUUCUCCUUUGUCACCGCGCUGAUGUUCAGCUCCAUAGUCUGCAGUGUCCCUCACACCUGGCAGCACAAGAGGAACGAGGAGGAUGGCGAGGAGGAGUCCGUGGCACACGGGAACCGACAGACUCACGAUAACCUGUACCGUGUACACAUGCCUAGUCUGUACAGCUGCGGGAGCAGUUAUGGUAGUGAGACCAGCAUUCCUGCUGCUGCACACACUGUCAGCAAUGCACCCGUCACAGAGUACAUGAGCCAGAAUGCAAACUUUCAGAACCCUCGGUGUGAGAACACCCCACUGAUUGGCAGGGAGUCCCCUCCACCUUCUUACACCUCAAGCAUGAGGGCCAAAUACCUCGCUACCAACCGACCAGACCCGAACAACACUGUACACUAAAGGCCCACUCGCUCACUGACCAUCCUGAAACCCUACAGCUUCUGGACUCUUCCACUAGAUCCAUCACCACGUCGUCACCCACCCCCCCCCCCCCCACCCCUCCGCCAGCACCCCCGCCACCUCCAGGCAAAGAUCUGCUUUUGUUUCCUCUUCACCCAGACCGGACAUUCAAGCAGUUUCAGUCAAGCUAAUGAGCCAUUUACUACUUGGAUGUGCACUUAAAAUGGAAAGUAUUGUGUGCGUGAGUGUGUGAAUAAUACAAUAAUACACCUGGGUCAGAUUUUUCCUUUUGUUUUUAAAACCUCGAUGCUGUUGCCCCUGCAUCCCUAUGCCAGAAUCGGACAGGGCAGCCAGCAAGACGAGUUCGGUUUCGCUCGCCUGCAGGAAGGCCAAAGCACACUCCGCUCCACCUGGCCUCAAAUCACGGAAGUCAUUCCCGAUGCGUUCUGCCCCGGAUGUUCACAAGUUAUCGGGAUGUUCGAAUUGCCAGGACUUUACUGAUGCGGCUUUUUCCCCAGACGAGAGAUGUUCUAUCUCACUGGAUCUUCAGCCCCUGCUCGCUCUGUUCCUCCUGCAUUGAGCCACCCACCUGCUUGUAAUUAUGCAAGUCGUGCGUGCUGAAAUACAGGCCUCGCCCCUUUUUUUAAAAAGCAGCGUUUUAAUCGCGGCCCGCUGCUCCCUGAUCACAUUAUCCCGAUCUGCUGAUCGAGUCGAGUGUAAAUAAAUCUUUGAAGAAGACCCACGCAUGCGUGGCGACUGUGUGGCCAUAUUCCAGUCAGAGUGCGAAAGCUGCGUUUCAGUACUGUGCCAUGUGUCGGAGAGCAAACAGUAUUUUGUAUUUCUGAGUCCUCAGCGGCCUCUGGAUGCACACCUUUACAGAUCUGCAGCUGGUGGAGGCACCGUCUGUGUAUGCAACAUUAAUUGGCUGCAAUAAUGUAACUUAGGUUUGUGGCUGAGCAAUAGUCAAAUAGGUUCUUCUUAACUUUUUAAAACUUGAUGAUUUUAAAUUUCGUAUCAAGAUAGGUCAUUCGUAAAACUUGAUUUUCAGAAAACCGCCCUUUUUUGUGGUGGAUUUCACUGCUUUGAAGAAACGAUUAGCAAAAGGCUCGUUUUUAAGAUUUUGUUUGUGCAUAAUUUAAACCUGAUUUACUGUACAUUUCUGAAGAAUAUGCAGAACACUUUGUAUGUUAUCUUUGUUGAUUUAUUUGGUUGGUUCAUUAAGAGCAAACUAAUACUGGAAAUAAGUGACUGGUCACACUGAUCAGAAAAUGGAGCUGUAGUACCGCAAACAUGGUAGCUUUCGGGGCAAAUUGAAUUUUGCACCGUUGAAGGAGGAGGGAAAGAACAGUGUCGCAGAAUAAAGGGCAGUAGUAUUCCUACUGCUUAGGGGCAUGCUCAGGAAGUGAUUCUACAUUUUUGGUUUUAUUUCUACACACAAAGACAAGGGGGGUAAACUGUUUUUAUUAGAAGGGGCAGGGUAAAGUAUGCGGAUUCCCUUAAAACUGCCAUGAAUUAUGUGGGACCGCUUCUAACAAGGGGUUCAGAGGGGGUUGUCUUGACCCCUAUUGUGAAAGCUAACUGGGUGCGCAUUAUAUAGGCCAUAUAACACCCCUCAGGGGGGCGCUAUUGUACAGAGAUGGGUGAAGGCUUGGCUAUGGCGUUUUUUGCAAGGUGCUGUGGAAUAAGGAACUGUGAUUAAAGGUGUCCUACACGCAUUCUUUCAUUCCUUCUACAAUACUGGCAUUAUUUCUCUUAAAUAGCAAAUGAAAAAGGGACCGGAUUUUUUCCAGAACUGGUGAUAAGGUUUUCACAUUGUAAUCCUGGCAGAGAAACACAUGAUUACUGUGCACUGGAAAUCUGCUUGAGCGAUAACCACAAAACAGAACAUGCCUUGUCUUCAGGAGAUCACAGGUGCAAACUAACUGAGGGCCAUUGACAUUGUUCAUUUUUUUUUGUCAAAGAACCUGUCUUACUUUGUGGAAAAAGAAAGCAAGAAAAAUGUUCUGCUUUUCCACGCAUUUCUGACUUAUCAUUGCAUGGACAUAACACCCUGCUCAGAUUACUGUAAGUUACGAGCUGGAUUUCAGUAGGCUGCACGCAUACUAAAGAAAAAACAUGGGACCAGUGGCCUACCAUUGUUAAUUAUAAUGACUUGUUAAAACAAAAGUGUGACUUUGUUCUUUCCCAGGUUUUGCAAACAGAGUGAUACAAGGUCCAGGAGCCAGAGGGAGGAAUUUGUAUUGUAGUUCACUGACGUUGUGAGCAUUUGUGUGCAUGUUAAAUGUGAAACGGACGUCGCUUACAGCAAAAUUGAGUAAGGCAGUAUGGUCAGUGCCAAAUGUGUGAACAAGGAAAGGACUUUCUGACCUUAAUCGUUAACUGCGAAAGGGGAGCGAUGCAGAAUGGAAUUGGGAAAAGUCAGAGGUGUCUGAUGGACCCUUGCAGUCUCUGCUCUUUUUCAAGUACUGUAUUACAAGAUCUACACGAGAUGUCUUUCUAGACGCUUUUGUUUAAAGUGUGAAAAGCAUUGGGAAUGCACCUGAAAUGAGCGCGUUGGUGCUUUUUCUUCAUAUACAAUGUGACUUAACAAAUACUAGGGGUUUUUGUUUUUAUUUCUUCUCCUUCCUCCCCCCCCCUAUCGUGGUCUGAAUGUGUUUUGGGGUUCUGGAAUCAAGGGGCAGUGGAGCUGAGGACCGCCGCGGACAGCGGCCACCGCACACGGUCUUUUCUCGAAAGCACAAGCCCUGGACUUAUUUAUACCGUGGUAAGAAAAGCACACCUGCCAAGGAGCCGAGAACUGUGCAGUGUGAAUCCGAUCGGGUGGAAGGACGGCUCCGCGCUUCACCUUGAAAGACUUUGAUUAAAACUGUAAGAUAUUUUGCUGUGAAUCUCUCAGACUUCCAGUUUUCUAGUGCUAGUGUAAUUCCUGUGUGUGAAGUGGUCAGUGCGUCUGCUUGCCAAUGAAAAAGGGCUCAAACUCUCACGCUGACUCGCCCAUUUCCCUUUCCCCUGUCAAAUCCCACACAAGAAACUGUAUUUAAACAGUGAUAAUGCCAUGAGAAGAGACCCUCAUAGAGUAGUGGUGCUUGUCUAUAUAGCAUUUCGGUGUUUAAAAAAUAUCUGAUGGUGAAAUUAUCAGGCUUAUAAAAGAGCACUCCCUUUUAAGGUAAAGAAAAAACAAGAACUAAAAUCAUAGGACUCUUUCAGCUUCCAACCGAGAAAAAAACAUGUCGGUUGAUAUCCGAACACUUUUAAUACUCUGAGGACCUGGUUUUGAGGAAAUGUCUGAAAGAAAAGUUUAGUUUUGGGAUUGCGUAACCCUGGAAAUGUAAAACACAGUAUUGAACUACUAAUGUGACCAUAGGGGUUGCUCAGUUUUUAUCAUGGAAGCCUGUUUUCUUUUUGGUACCUUUUGUUCAAACAACAUUUUUAAUGCCCGAGAAAAACGGUUGUACACAAAAAGUUGUGUUCUGUAAAUUUUGCGACCACCAAAAAUAUAUCUCUCUUAUUUGCCCUUUUUUGUUGUUUUACAUCACUGUCCUUUUUGUAAAUUUACAUUUUUUAGUAAGCCCAACGAACCAAAAAACACACCUCAGUGAUAUUUGAGCCCUAACUUUCUAAAAGAGAACAAAUAUGUAGUUUUUUUUUCUUAUUCUGUGAGAAAAGACCGUUUUAUGUAAUAGUGAGACAAUCUAUUGUUUUUAAGUAGCAACUUUCUCUUUAUUAAUAAUUGCUAGAACAAUGUAUCUAAAAAGUAAUGUUUGCACGAAGAAGAGAAAAUUCUGGUAAAAUACAAUUUGCCUUUGUAAACGUUUUUAAACCAUUACUUUUUUUCUUUGUCAUUACCACUUUUUUUAUGAAAUAGCUUUGAUUUUCUCAGUGUAUUGGUGUUACUAGCGUACACGGCAUUUUUUUCUUUCUCAAUUGUCAAUAAAUUUUGGUCUUGCAUUACUGUUUUUAAUACUUACUUUUUUCUUUUUGUUACUUUAUAAUAUUGUUUUGCAAUUACUAAACUGUUGUACAUGUUAAACCUGUGGUUUUAUUGAGCUUGACUUCAGUGUUUUAAAAUCCAAUUAAAGUUACCUUAACCGAUGAA
Lepisosteus oculatus (spotted gar) is the source of this 6849-nucleotide messenger RNA. It is a transcript of the gene ttyh3a, whose product is annotated as tweety family member 3a. Gene Ontology annotation, cellular component: plasma membrane. NCBI's taxonomy places the organism in Eukaryota, Metazoa, Chordata, Actinopteri, Semionotiformes, Lepisosteidae. Gene Ontology annotation, molecular function: volume-sensitive chloride channel activity; intracellularly calcium-gated chloride channel activity. The record is from RefSeq and is a predicted model, not a curated record.